UUCAAGUCCUUCAAGUUCAGCGAUAAAAAACGAUUAUUCUGACAAUGGAAAUCCUAAUGAGUUCACUACUAAAGAAUUAGACAUGGAAAGAGUAUGCCCGGCACUUAUUCAAUAUGUCACUGGAGUUGCUAAAGAACAAAUGGAGGAGGCUGAAUGGAUAGUCGA
Molecule: messenger RNA, 165 nt
Organism: Acaulospora morrowiae
Lineage: Eukaryota; Fungi; Glomeromycota; Glomeromycetes; Diversisporales; Acaulosporaceae
Source: the annotation of a GenBank genome assembly